UUUUGCAUCGACAUAUAUUUCUGCAAGCGGUUUUUUGCAGAGACUGUGUCCUGAAAAUAAUUUUUGUGAAUUUUCUGAAAAAAUAAGUGAAGUUGCAGUUCUUGUAAGAAAUAUAACUUAUUCUUAAUAACUACAGUUCAAAGCAAGAAAAAUGUCAAAGAAAAUGUCACGAUACCCCAGCGAUAGAAAGGUGUAUGUAGGUGAUUUAGGCAAUAGUGCCAGAAAGAAUGAUUUAGAGUAUGCUUUUGGGGCUUAUGGAACUUUACGAAGUGUUUGGAUCGCCCGCAACCCGCCAGGCUUUGCAUUUGUGGAGUUCGAAAGUGCUCGCGAUGCCGCAGAUGCUGUGCGUGGUUUAGAUGGGCGCACAGUUUGUGGUCGCCGUGCAAGAGUAGAAUUGUCGACAGGAAAGUUUGCUGGAGGAGGAAGUGGUCGUGGUGGUGAUCGACGUGGAAUGCGUGAUCGCUCCCGCAGAAACAACUCUGAUGACAACAAAUGCUAUGAAUGUGGUGGCAGAGGACAUUACGCCAGAGAAUGCAGACGUCGGGAUAGUCGACGAGGUAGCCGGCGUCGAAGCAACUCACGCAGUCGUUCACGUAGUGCUUCACGCAAUCAUAGAUCUCGCUCACGAAGUGCUGCUUCAGCAAGUCGCUCACGAAGUCGAAGCCGUUCAGGUUCGCAAAAUAAAAGUUCUCGUAAGUCACGAGAUGUCGUCUACAAUAGUAAGUCAAGAGAGAAUGGACGUAGCACAACAGAGAAUGGCAGCUCAUACCAUCGAUACAGUGAAGAUGAACGUAAUGGCGGAACCGGUGGUGGUUCAUCAUCUCCGAAACGUCGCUACGACGACUCCGCAUCGCCAUCACCAAGACGUAACAUUACGACGAAACGUAGCCGACGAGGCGACUCAACACCAUCACGGUCUAGUUCGCGUAGAGAUUAGCAAACGUCUGUUAUGGCAGUAAAAACGACUAACAGACACUGAGCACAAGGGCUCUAAUGCGCAACAGUGCAAGUUUAUAAAGUUUUACCCUCCUCUCAUUAAUUUCCCACAAAUCGCUGUACUAAAAAUCGUAAAAGUUGCAAAUCGGAAUUCCUGAAAUUCAUAAAUUAUGCCGUGUGUCGUAUUUAAGUAGACAAGAGUUUAAACUUUUAAGUAUACUUGUAAACUGAAAAGACUUCUCGAGAUUGCACUAAAUGAAAAAAUUCAUUAAUUUUUAUGGAAACAUAAAAUAAUGCAUUUUGUGUAAUUUACCAUAAAUGAACAACAGUAACAAAGUCUGACAACAUCUAAAAACAAUGAAAUAAGCAAAAAAAGUUCACACAACAUACACAUGUGUUUGUAUUUUUUUAUUUUAAUAUUUUAUAAGCUACUCAUCUAAGCAGUAGAUUUAUUGAAUAGGUUAAAAAAUAAAUUUAAGCUCAUUUCGAUUUAAUGCACAUUAGGCCCGAAACGUAACCAUUUGCUAAAUACAUACAUACAUACAUAGUAGUUUUACAUUAAAAUACAUUGCGCUACAUAACGACGCAACUCAUAUUUAUACAAAAUUGAUUUGUGCUGAUUUGAUCUUUAACAAACGAGUACAGUAAAUGCUGAUUAUUUUCAAAUUUAGUUAAAGACAGCUGUAAUCGAAUAGAGAAAUACAAAUACAAUUUGGAUGAGUAAGCUUUGAUGAAGCCAAUAGUGUUAACCUAUGUUGGUCAAAUUAAAAGGAUUAUAUAACCAUUAUUGUCAUACACAUCUAAUACAAACUUAUAACAAAGGACAUAAUAUGUAUGUAACUUUUAGAAACCAUAAUAAUUAACUUGCAUUACAAUAAAAAGUCUUAACAUAGUCAAUUUAAACUCAAAUUGCAGUCAUUCAAAAUUUUCCGUAUUAACUAGUAAAUAUUAGUUACAUAUAUAUAUAUACAUAUAUAUGUACAUUGCUUAGAGAUAAUUUUUUUUCUACCAUACUGACAACCAUUGUUUAUCAUCCAUCCAAAUUUAUUGCAAUUAAUUUUCAUCUGUGGCUAAUUAGGCGUGUAUGUAUUUACUUUCAACAUAACCAACAAUCCUAAUAAAUAAUGCAUGUUAGCGACCAUGAGGUAAAAGAAAUAUGUAUGUAUUUUAUGUUUAAAUUACUUAGAACAACAAAUAAAACUUUUUUGGGGUUCUGAAAAA
Messenger RNA from Ceratitis capitata (Mediterranean fruit fly), 2157 nucleotides. It is a transcript of the gene x16, whose product is annotated as serine/arginine-rich splicing factor 3. The transcript has 3 exons. NCBI's taxonomy places the organism in Eukaryota, Metazoa, Arthropoda, Insecta, Diptera, Tephritidae. Gene Ontology annotation, molecular function: RNA binding; zinc ion binding. Gene Ontology annotation, cellular component: nuclear speck. Gene Ontology annotation, biological process: mRNA splicing, via spliceosome. The record is from RefSeq and is a predicted model, not a curated record. Bases 152 to 937 code for a protein of 261 amino acids.